This is a messenger RNA of Penicillium soppii, 3741 nucleotides long. RefSeq names its product pentatricopeptide repeat protein. Lineage: Eukaryota; Fungi; Ascomycota; Eurotiomycetes; Eurotiales; Aspergillaceae. The transcript has a single exon. Bases 1 to 3741 code for a protein of 1246 amino acids. The record is from RefSeq and is a predicted model, not a curated record. Gene Ontology annotation, molecular function: protein binding.
AUGGUUUUCAAACCAUUCACCCAUCUCGCGCGCCAGUCUUUCACCAAAGCCUUCACCCACGGCUAUGCCCAGUCCGUAGUUGCCGCUUCGCAGACCUACGCGUCAACAGUCAACCCGCUCGCUGUUCAGCCCGCCAAAUUCUCCCGCACAACACAACUCCAAAAUGCCUUCUCGAACACCUCUAGCUCGUCUGGCGCUGGCGCCAAGGCCAGCCAGGGCGGUUCUGGAAAUGGUGACUUCGGCCUAGCGGCGUACUAUGCUGCCUGGCACAACGCCCAGCAGACCGGCGACGAGAGCGAUUGGACACAGUAUGAGUUUAAGCGGAGGAUUGGCUGGAAGGCCGACGAGGCUGAUGCCAUCACGGAAGAUCGCGCUGCCGAGUCUGCCCCGCCGCAUCCUACCAAGGCUGCCGUAAACGACGAUGUUAGCGCGCAGGUUGAGGAGGCCGUUGCGCGCGAGAUCCAGGUCCAGGAGGAGCAAGCGCGGGCGGAGGAGGCGCUGAGUGUAUCCGGGGAUGUGGCGGAGGUGUCUGAUGCUGCUCUUGUCGCGUCGGAUGGGAUUGUGCGGCUGGUUGCUGAGGAGAAUUUUGGCGAUAUCCCAACUGCUUUUGAGGCGCUGCUGAGGGAUGGCCUGACCCCCACCGUUGAGGCGUACAAUGCUCUGCUGGUUGCUGCUAUUCGUCUGCACCCGGAUGCUGCCCAGGCUAUUCCCAAAGCGCUCGAUGUUUACUCUGACAUGCUCCGUCGCAGUGUAAUUCCCGAUGAAGAUACUUACGAGACUCUUGUCCGGCUGCUGGUUACCCGGGCUCAUGAUAUUAUCGACGCCAAGUCUGUCCUGGAGCAGGAAAGAGUUAGAUUCGGUGGGAUGGAAGAGCAGGGCAAGUUCAUGCUUCAGUCUAGUGAGUUGGAGCAUGCUAUUCUGGUUGAGGAUACUUCUUUGUCUAUUGCCGUGAAGCUCUUUGAUACCGCUGUUUCGCGACACAGCCGUCUUGUCUUCCCUAUGGAGAUGUACCGUCAGCUUAUCAUUGCCUGCGCCAAGGAAGAGAAGGUUGAAGACAUGAUUCGCAUUUACGCCCACAUGGAAUCCCAGAAGAUGACCCCGCAUGCCACUAUCUUCCCCUCCAUGAUCACUGCAUUUGCUUCCACUGGGGAUCUUCGGAGUGCCGUUGAAUGCUAUAACGAGUACCGAGGACUCGCUGUCUCCGAUGACAGCGGUGUCUUCAGCAUUGUGCAGCGCCAAGAUGGCCAGGUCUAUGCUGCCUUGAUCCGUGCCUACCUUUCCUGUGACAAGGAAGCCGGCGCCAUGCAGUUCCUCGAGAAGAUUCGCUCCUCCUUCGAUGAUGUGACCGACGGUCGCCAGGACCGGUGGUCCGCGGUGGAAAGCGUUAUUGUCAAGGAUGCCUUUGUGCAACAUUCGAUCAACACCUUCAAAUAUGAUCAGGCACUGGAACAAGCAAAGGACCAAUUGCACGGUGUGGCGCGUGAUCAGGCCAUCUCCCGGAUCUGCAUUGCCGCAGCCGAUGCGGACGAUCUCCCCACUGCUUCAGCAGCAUACGAUAGUUUGGCCACUGCACCAGCCGUACGACAGAACCCGGCCAUUUCCCUGCUGGCGCUUCACGUUCGCCGGGGCAAUGUUUCGGCGGCCCGUUCCUUGUGGAUCAUGCUGAACACAGUGGGUCAGGCAACUCCGGAUCUGGUUCAGCCGACAGCUAUGUAUGCGGUCGCUCUGCUCAAGAGUGGAAAUGUUGAGGAGGGUCUUCACCAGGCCCGUAACAUGUUCACGCGUAUCCGCAACGCGUCCACUGAAGGUGCCGACAUUCGCGAACAGAUCACCGAGUCGCUUCACCUCUUCGGUCGCGUCCUUAUGCAGUCGGCCGCUGUUCUUUCCCCUCAAGCCUCCAUGACAUUGUUGUGGUCCAUGGUCGAGAACGGCGGUCUGGUGUCGCCUCUGGCUGAGCACGCAGUUGCCAAUCUUGGUCCCAUCGGUAUCUCCCAGCUCAAGUCUGCGGACUUGACCCUUGCCCUCCAAGUUCAGGCCGGUAUGCUGGCCAGCAACAGUUCCAUGCUCUUUGACGUUGCCCACCCGGUUCGUUUUGCCCACAUGCUUGACGUUGCUCUGUCUUCUGCCCUCCCGAUGGAUGUUUACACCACUGGCCUUGUUGACCAGGCGGUCGGUCGACUCUAUGUCACCCGCCCCGAUGUUGUCAAGAAAUGGCAAGACCACCUGGAGGCAACUUCUCAGACCUCCGCGUCGCCCACACAGGCUUUCCACUCUGAUCGUCAAAGCCCAGUGUCCAUGGCCGAGACCUCGAUUACAGCCCCCUCUGUCGCCCCUGAGUCGUUCGAUCCCUACGCGCAUGCAACUGACUUCCGUGGAUCUGCCAUGAUCGCAGAGGAGCUCGAGAAGACCAGCGGACGCGUUGAAACCCAUCUCAACGAGGCUCUGGCGCGUCUUAACAACAUGCGUCGUGCUGGUCGCCACCCGCGUUACAUCACCUACGCUAAACUGAUCACUGCCGCGUCCAAGGCUGGUCGCAUGACUCUGGCCCACGAGAUUCACAACAUGGCGCGCUCGGACGUGCCUCUCGACAUGAACUUCACUGCUGUCAAGUACGGCUGGGUUUCCAUCCUCGAUGCCAUGGUCGCUGCCUGCCUCACUCUCGGUGACCGUCAACUCGCUGCCCAGUACCACCAGGAACUUCUCACUCUGGGCUCCGCACCCUCGGCAAACACGUUCGGCUUGUACAUCACCACUCUGAAGGAAUCUACCAAGACUUUCGACGAGGCCACCGAGGCUCUCAAGGUCUUCCACCGUGCUGUCGCCGAAGGUGUCGAGCCUACGUCAUUCCUGUACAACGCGCUCAUCGGCAAGCUCGGCAAGGCCCGUCGCAUCGACGACUGCCUCGCGUACUUCGCUGAGAUGCGCGCCAACAACGUGCGCCCGACAAGUGUGACCUACGGAACCAUUGUGAACGCCCUGUGCCGCGUCAGCGACGAGCGCUUCGCCGAAGAGAUGUUCGAGGAAAUGGAGUCCAUGCCCAACUACAAGCCGCGUCCCGCGCCCUACAACUCCAUGAUCCAGUACUUCCUCAACACAAAGAGCGACAUCACCAAAGUUCUCUCCUACUACGAGCGCAUGCAAGCCCGCAACAUCCAGCCAACCAUGCACACCUAUAAGCUGCUUAUCGACGCCCACGCCUCCCUCGAGCCGGUCAACAUGGCCGCCGCCGAAGCCGUCCUCGAAUCAAUGAAAGCAGCCGGCCAACACCCAGACGCAGUGCAUUACGCCUCCCUGGUACACGCAAAGGGCUGCGUGCAGCAUGACCUCGCCGGCGCGCGCAAAGUAUUCGACCAAGUCCUCUCCGACCGCCGUGUCCGUCCCCAGCCAUGCCUCUACCAAGCUCUUUUCGAAUCAAUGGUCGCCAACCACCGCGUCGCAGACACAGACCCCGUCGUGGCCGACAUGCAAGCCCACAAGAUCGAAAUGACCGCCUACAUCGCCAACACCCUCAUCCACGGCUGGGCCGCCGAAGGCAACGUCUCCAAAGCCAAGGCCGUGUAUGACAGCAUCGGCAUUCAAAAACGCGAACCAAGCACCUACGAAGCCAUGACCCGCGCCUUCUUGGGCGCUGAUCAGCGUGCCAGCGCCGCUGCCAUUGUCCAGGAGAUGAUGUCCCGUGGAUACCCGUCUGCCGUGGCGAGCAAGAUCGUUGAUCUUGUUGGCUCUUCUUCUUCUCUUUAA